GGAUUCAUUUCUUACGGGUAGAUGGCGGAAAGAUUAAACGCAAACAGGUUCUAAAAAUGAAUCAUGUCUGUUAUGGAAUUGCGCAUGUCGAUGCAGAAGUGUUUGUGACUUCCGGUACUGCGUUGUACGAAUACACAAUGGACGGACGGUUAGUUAAGAAGUUAUACGAAGAUAGUACUGGACCAGACCGAGUUGUAGGUGUGGGGGUGAGUCCUGAUGGGAAGAUGAUCUAUGUGACGGAUAUAGUUAAUGGCAUGCUUCGCACGCUGACCAGGGAUGGAACAGUCACAGCUACGUUCCAGGAUCCCGCAUUCAAACAUGGCUGGAUUAUAGACAACAUACAUGUGGCAGCCACAGGGCAGGUUUUCGUCUUUGGUGACAACUCCAUAAGUCAAGUGGAUACAGUCGGCAAGACAAUCCUCAAUACCAUCUCUGUUGACAUUGCAAACCCUGCAUCUGUCUACUUUAAUGAAGAAACGAGAAAACUAAUAGUUGGAUUUCGGAGCCAUUACAACAUCAAUGAGUACAAAACAAAAACAGUUCCGACUUUUUAAUUGACAAAGAAAGCAAAUACAGUAAGUAAUUACAGCAUUACGUAAUUUAUACUAUUAUUCAUUUAUUAACCGAAUUUCUAUUUCAAUAAAUUAAGAAGCUUUUAUAAUUAAA
Dreissena polymorpha is the source of this 666-nucleotide messenger RNA. RefSeq lists its product as uncharacterized. Gene Ontology annotation, molecular function: protein binding. Bases 57 to 554 code for a protein of 165 amino acids. The record is from RefSeq and is a predicted model, not a curated record. The transcript has 2 exons. Lineage: Eukaryota; Metazoa; Mollusca; Bivalvia; Myida; Dreissenidae.